ACGUGACUUAAAGUGGAAGUUGGAAGAGAUACAUGCGUUCUCUCAAAAUGUCCGCGCCCGGGGAAGACACGUUUCCUUGCGAAGAUGGAGAGGCUGAAGAUAUGGAAGGGAGUGGGAGCGAUGAGGAUGAAAUGGAUGAAGAAAGGGAAGAUGGAGCAGGAGAAACGAAAGUUUAUGUGCCCGGUAUGCAGCCGUUGCAGCCCGGAGAGGAGCUUGAAAUGGAUCGAUCCGCUUACCACAUGUACCACGAAUGCCAGACAGGAGCACCUUGUCUAAGUUUUGAUGUUCUGAGAGACGGAGAGGGAGAUGGAAGGGAACAGUUUCCUCUGUCAAUGCUUCUGUGUGCUGGAACACAGGCUGACGCUGCGCUCAGCAACAGACUCAUUGUCAUGCGAAUGCACAACCUGUAUGGGACACAGAAGGCCAAGGAGGGGGAGGCCGGCAGUGAUGAAGAAAGUGGUGAUGAUGGUGAUGAAGAGGAAGAGGACAAGAAGCCCCAGAUGGAGCUGGCGAUGAUGCCGCAUUAUGGGGGUAUCAACAGAGUUCGAGUGACUCAGCGAGGGGAGCAGUCACUGGCUGCUGUCUGGUCUGACAAGGGUCAGGUGGAGAUCUUUGACCUUCGACCUCAGUUGGAAGCCGUUCACAGCUCUGCAGCGAUGGCUGCAUUUAUUAAACGGCAGAAGGAGGCAACACCUCUCUUCAGCUUCUCGGGGCACAUGUCGGAGGGGUUUGCCAUUGACUGGUCACCCAAAGUACCUGGGCGCCUGAUCAGCGGCGACUGCAAAAAGAACAUUCAUGUCUGGGAGCCGCGGGAGGAUGGGAGCUCUUGGCAGAUUGACCAGCGGCCGUUUAGCUCUCACACGAAAUCUGUGGAGGACCUCCAGUGGUCACCCACGGAGGCAACGGUUUUUGCUUCCUGCUCUGUGGAUCAGUCUGUCCGUGUCUGGGACACCAGGGCGCCACCAAACUCCAUGCUUUCAGCUAACGAGGCACACUCUUCAGAUGUCAAUGUCAUCAGUUGGAACCGAAGUGAACCAUUCUUGCUUUCAGGAGGGGAUGAUGGACAUCUGAAAGUAUGGGACCUAAGACAGUUCCAGUCUGGCAAACCUGUGGCCACAUUCAAGCAGCACAGCGCCCCCAUCACCUCAGUAGAAUGGCACCCCAGUGACUCGAGUGUUUACGCCGCCUCUGGGGCGGACGAUGUGGUCAGCCAAUGGGAUCUUUCUGUGGAGUCAUGUGAUGUGGGAGCGCGGGCAGAAGGGGUGAAAGAUCUGCCGCCACAGUUGCUCUUCCUGCACCAGGGUCAGACAGAAGUGAAGGAGAUCCACUGGCACCCACAGAUACCCGGAGCCCUCGUCUCCACAGCACUGUCAGGUUUCAACGUGUUUAGGACUAUCUCUGUGUGAGGUGUGUGCGUGUGUGUGUGCGUGUGUGCGUGUGUGUGUGUGUGUGUGCG
Messenger RNA from Clupea harengus (Atlantic herring), 1456 nucleotides. RefSeq names its product glutamate rich WD repeat containing 1 (gene grwd1). Lineage: Eukaryota; Metazoa; Chordata; Actinopteri; Clupeiformes; Clupeidae. The record is from RefSeq and is a predicted model, not a curated record. Gene Ontology annotation, biological process: ribosome biogenesis. Gene Ontology annotation, cellular component: nucleolus. Gene Ontology annotation, molecular function: protein binding.